This is a messenger RNA of Zingiber officinale, 444 nucleotides long. RefSeq lists its product as uncharacterized. The record is from RefSeq and is a predicted model, not a curated record. Lineage: Eukaryota; Viridiplantae; Streptophyta; Magnoliopsida; Zingiberales; Zingiberaceae. The transcript is spliced from 2 exons. The coding region runs from base 1 to 444 and encodes 147 amino acids.
AUGACUACAGGAGAAUACGAGUUCUUCAAGGAGGCCAAGAAGUGGGCGGCCUUAGAAAAACAGCAAACAACCGCCUCCCGACCAAAAAAGCUACCUGAGUGGUUUGAUGAACUACCGCAUGGGUCCAUCACCUGCUUCUCCGAUUUUAAGAUUGCUUUCCUGCGCCAUUUCGCCAGCAGUAGGAAGUACCAGAAAACCGACCACUGCUUGUUCGUUCUCAAGCAAGGGUCUGCUGAGCCAUUAAGAAGCUACAUCAAGCAUUUCAAUCAAGUGGCCCAGGGCGUUCCCUCGGCCACAUCUGAAAUACUUAUGAGCGUCUUCUCCCAUGAGUUGACUGAUGGAGAAUUCUUUAAGGAUCUCAUCAGAAAUCCCGUAAGGAACUUCGACGAGAUGCUGGAGAAGGUGGCCAGCUACAUAAAUGUGGAGGAAGUGCAGGCGGCGUGA